GAUGGUGUUCAGUAGGGCCGCGGUGGUGAGGCUCCUGGCCAGUGACUGCAAGUGUUACAGUAAUGACGCCCCUGAUGACAUGGUGCUGGGGAUGUGUCUCAAUGCUCUGGGGCUCUCUAUCACACAUAGCUCCCUCUUCCACCAGGUAAAACACUGGCCUUACCCAUUACCCUUAUGCCAGGAACCCACAGUUUGGAAUUUUAUUGGCACGAUUCAUGUGUCACAUACUAUUUUCAUGAUUGUUAUUUCAUGAUCGUACACGAAAAAUGGGAGCUCUAGAGUCGCUCAAUCUGGCAGGGUCAACAUUAGCGGAUUUACUGCACUUGUGAUUUCCCGACAACACAGACUUUUCUGUCGUUGUCGUUGCCCUGCAUUUUUCCUGCUGUGUGAACACUGCUACGAAGGAGAUUCCACGGCAAUAGGAACGCUGUAAGCUGGCAUGCACUGUAGAAAAGAUGAAGCAAUUGGUCCAUCUUUCUACACAGCAUGUUAUCUAACAUUUUCUACACCCUAAAUGACCAUUUCUAAGUAUCCGAUUUUAUUAACCACAUUGUAGGCCUACUAGAACACAGAUUAUGGCAGAUUUGACAAAUAAGCACUUUCUGCUAUUUUAAAAAGACAAAUUCUAAUCAAAGCAAAUGUAACUUAAUUUAUACAAGUGGUAAAGUGAGAACACCCUUCAGAUAGCAGAUCCUCAAGAUGUAUCAGCUGUUAUGUCGUAAAGUGGAGCACUUCCACUGCACGACAUAGCAAAGAGGUUUGGAUGAUCAAAAACGCACUGUGGGAGAGAGCCAUUACCUUAUACAUUAUUACCCAUUACCCUUACCUAAUACCAACUACCCUAACCCAUUACUGUUAUCUAAUAAGUUACCUAAGACCUAAUACUCUUUACCCAUUAUUCUUACCUGAUAAUACAACAUUUCACAGUACGUCAAUUUCACAGUUCAACAAUGGUUGUUGUAGCAAGGCUCAGGUAACAAAGAUACUAGACAAUAGCCAAUAUCCCUCCUUAGUUAACUCCUUACUUUCUCCUCAUCUCCUGGGGGACUGGUUCUCUCUGAUUGUACCAGUGUAUUUAAUAGCCCUGUUUAAUCGUAGCAAUUACAGCAGUCUCCUGUGGCUGAUGGUAAUGGAAGGUUUUGAAAGGAAUAGUUCACUCAAAUUACAAAAUAGCAAAUUGGUUUCCUUGCCCUGUAAGUAGUCUAUUAACAAGGUAAGCGAGGCAGGUAGCCUAGCGGUUAAGAGUGUUGGGCUAGUAAUCGAAAGGUCAUUGGUUCGAAUCCCCGAGCCGACUAGGCACUUAACCCUAAUUGCGCCUGUAAGUCACUCUGGAUAAGAGCGGCUGCUAAAUUACUCAAAUCUAAAUAAGAGAGCAAUCCAUGCUUUGGUUUUGUUUUCUAGCCACUGUCUCCAAAUGCUAACUUUUGAGCAUUUACUAACUUUUGAGCAUUUGUGACACAAAACCAAUGCAAGUCAAUAUCCUCGAUAUUAGCAUUUCAAUAAUUGUUCUGUCCCUCCAGGCUCGACCUGAAGACUACUCCAGAGACUUCCUAGCCCACCAGGUGCCCAUCUCCUUCCACAAACACUGGAACAUCGACCCCGUCGCCGUCUUCAACAGGUGGCUAAAGGACGAGUCGAGGUCAACAACCCCACACGGACUAAACAAGAGCACCAAAGAAGAGUUA
This is a messenger RNA of Coregonus sp. 'balchen', 1685 nucleotides long. NCBI's taxonomy places the organism in Eukaryota, Metazoa, Chordata, Actinopteri, Salmoniformes, Salmonidae. The record is from the annotation of a GenBank genome assembly.